Molecule: messenger RNA, 2254 nt
Organism: Syngnathus acus (greater pipefish)
Lineage: Eukaryota; Metazoa; Chordata; Actinopteri; Syngnathiformes; Syngnathidae
Product: ADP-ribosylation factor 3
Exons: 5
Coding region: 153-698 (181 amino acids)
Biological process (GO): intracellular protein transport; vesicle-mediated transport
Cellular component (GO): plasma membrane; cytoplasm
Molecular function (GO): GTPase activity; GTP binding
Source: RefSeq, a predicted model, not a curated record
UACGUCUAAGCGAGCUAGGUAAGUAGCGGUUCCUUCAUACUAACUGGCACCCACCGACGAUUACUAAAAUCCGACAAACCCUCCGUAAACGGAUCCCUUGCCGGACACCUUGCAUAAAGGCAUCUCGAGUCCUUACAAAGCCUCUCGGAAUCAUGGGGAACAUUUUUGGGAAUCUGUUAAAGAGCCUCAUAGGGAAGAAGGAGAUGAGGAUCCUGAUGGUGGGCCUGGACGCUGCAGGAAAAACUACAAUCCUCUACAAACUCAAACUGGGCGAAAUAGUCACCACGAUCCCAACCAUCGGCUUUAAUGUGGAGACGGUGGAGUACAAGAACAUCAGCUUCACUGUGUGGGAUGUGGGUGGGCAGGACAAGAUCCGCCCCCUCUGGAGACACUACUUUCAAAACACACAAGGUUUAAUCUUUGUGGUGGACAGCAACGACAGAGAGCGUGUCAAUGAGGCACGAGAGGAGCUGAUGAGGAUGCUGGCUGAGGAUGAGCUGAGAGAUGCAGUGCUUCUCGUGUUUGCCAAUAAACAGGACUUGCCGAACGCCAUGAACGCCGCCGAGAUCACAGACAAGUUGGGUUUACACUCCCUGCGCCACCGUAACUGGUACAUCCAAGCCACCUGCGCCACCAGCGGCGACGGCCUCUACGAGGGCCUCGAUUGGCUGGCCAAUCAGCUUAAGAACAAGAAGUAGGAAGUUAGGAAAAACAUCAACGUCCGACUUUUUGUUUGUUUGUUUGUUUCAUUGGGGACUGACGGUGCGGGAUCGAAGAAUCUGAAGAGAUUUUAGGCUUUCAUUUUCAGUCUCUCAUUGUUUGAGCCGAGUUUCAACCACGCGCUAACCAUCAACAAUCACUCCGGCAUGUGCUUUUUUUCUCUUGUCUGUAGGUGCAGUGUGCUCUUAUGUUUGUUGGGUCACGUGACUCCAUCACACUGGAGAAGUUGACUCGUGUGUGUGUGUGUUUUCUCACUAAAGCUCACGCUCAGUUGUCUUUUGUUACCUGACGCAGCCGAGUUGUACAAACAACAACAACCACUAUGGGAAGAAUUCUGAGCAUUUUAUUUGAUAUCCAUCUUGAGGUCCAUGUACCUGCACGUGCGGUCCUGUAUGCAAAUGUGCUUGCAGCUCCUCUGGGGAAUCUGAUGGAGUGUUUUUUAUUUUUUUAUUAAAAUAGCAAAAAAUUGUUUACAGGGAUUUUUAUGUUUGUUUGCUUUUACUGCUGUAACUCCUGAAUUUCCACUUUAUGGGGAUCAGAAAUGGGUAUGUUAAGAGAUGAAAAUACAAAUACAUACUAGUAAAGCAAAAUAUUGCACUAGUGUGUGAUCCUACAUCAUAAAUACAAAUUCUUCCAAAAAGUGCAUACUUGUACCUGGAUAUCAAGGAUAUCGAAUAAAUACUCCAAACGACUUCCCACAUCCAAUUCUGAGUUGUGUGUAUUCGGCCUGGAACAAAAUGAACACAUUCUUGUCACGCCUUUUUGGGCGGGAAUGUUGAAAAACACUCUUUAUUUCAAAAGUCAGUUGUCAUUCUAGGCGUUCGUCCGAUUGUUUCGGUUGUUGCAACCUCAUAUCUGUGUUUACUGAAUGUGAAUAUUACAUGUGUCUGUAGAAAAGGCAGUUAAGUACACUAUAUUUAUUUUACACAGUCAUUUAUUUAGGUGAUGUGUCAGCAUAGAAAAGAAAGCAGGGUAAAUUGUGGGGAGCUGAUACCAGCAAGCUUCCGUGUCCUCAUGUGAAAGGAUUUUGUCGAAAUGUAUCUGUGCAUCUAUUCUAUGUUCAACCAUGAGUUUGAUCAUUUGGGUUUUGGUGGCCUUAUAUGUAGUGACGGCUAAAAAAAAAAUUGAUUUGAUCUUUUGCUUCUGAAUAUUUAUCAGGAAUAAUGUUUGGAUUAUUUCUCUCACGCUGUCAAAACAGCUUUUGUGCACUGUAGUUUGAGAUGAUUAGGCAAAAGUUUGUUUUGCUGUAGCUUCUGUUUUGCCUCUAUACUUGAUCCAUCAUUAGUGGUAGGUCUUAUUUGUAAGAGUGGGGGAAGGGGGGGUAUUUAAACAAAAGAAAAAAAUGUAAAAUGUGACCACGUCAGUAAAGCAAAUGCAAAAAGUGAAGAACCCCGGUAUUCAUUAUGUACCGUUCUAGUUACACGCAUCGAUGUCCAUGUUUCAAUGCUGAAUGCAUGGAGAGCAGACAUCGAUGUGAUGAUCACUUCCUGCUGUAUCACCAAUAAACCCAUUUUCUGUAGGACCAGUCUCAUCA